GCGGCGAGAUGAGCGCGGAGCUCGCGCCGCGCACGGAGCCGCCCGCGGCAGCCGCCGCCCGCCAAUGAGCUGAGGCCGCUCACAGCCCCCCCCCCCCCCCCCGCCGCCUCCGCCUCGGCCGCCUCGGGGCGCGCGAACUGAGGGAACGUCAUCAUGGGAGCAUUUUUAGACAAGCCAAAGACGGAGAAGCAUAAUGCCCAGGGGCAAGGGAAUGGGCUUCGUUACGGUCUGAGCAGUAUGCAAGGCUGGCGAGUUGAAAUGGAGGACGCACACACGGCUGUGAUUGGUUUGCCAAAUGGACUCGAUGGAUGGUCGUUUUUUGCUGUAUAUGAUGGGCACGCUGGAUCACAGGUUGCCAAGUACUGCUGUGAGCAUUUAUUGGAUCACAUCACGAGCAACCAGGAUUUUAAAGGGCCAGGUGGACCACCAUCUGUGGAAAGUGUAAAGAGUGGCAUCAGAACAGGUUUUCUGCAAAUUGAUGAGCACAUGAGAGUCAUCGCCGAGAACAAACAUGGUGCAGACAGAAGUGGGUCAACAGCUGUGGGUGUCAUGAUUUCUCCCCAACACACAUACUUCAUCAACUGUGGAGACUCGAGAGGUUUACUUUGUAGGAACAGGAAGGUUUACUUCUUCACGCAGGAUCACAAACCAACUAAUCCACUGGAGAAAGAGCGUAUACAGAACGCAGGUGGCUCUGUAAUGGUUCAGCGUGUGAAUGGUUCUCUUGCCGUUUCAAGGGCACUUGGGGACUUUGAUUACAAACGUGUCCAUGGGAAAGGUCCUACAGAACAGCUAGUCUCACCGGAGCCUGAAGUUCAUGAAAUUGAGAGGUCAGAAGAAGACGAUCAAUUCAUCAUACUGGCUUGCGACGGUAUCUGGGAUGUUAUGGGAAAUGAAGAGCUAUGUGACUUUGUAAGAUCCAGGCUUGAAGUCACUGAUGACCUUGAGAAAGUUUGCAAUGAGAUAGUUGACACCUGCUUGCACAAGGGAAGUCGAGACAACAUGAGUGUGAUACUGAUCUGUUUUCCGAACGCACCAAAGGUAUCACCAGAGGUGGUGAAAAGAGAGGCAGAAUUGGAUGAGUACCUGGAAAGCAGAGUAGAAGAGAUCGUAAAGAAGCAGGUUGAAGGAGUCCCAGACUUAGUCCACGUGAUGCAUAUGUUAGCAACUGAGAGCAUCCCAAACCUCCCGCCGGGGGGGGAAUUGGCAAGCAAACGGAAUGUGAUUGAAGCUGUUUAUAACAGACUGAACCCCUACAGAAAUGAUGAUACUGAUUCUUCUUCAAUUGAUGAUGUAAACCUAUUCUUCUAGCUGUGGAGUUCACGUUUCAUCCUUCAAUUGGAAGCACAGCCCAGCCUCAAUGACCAUUCUUAACAUCCAUCCUCAACCUUAAUUAAAUAAAGGAAUAUGAUGUGUUGGUGAGAGUGGCUACACCAGUAUGACAUCUUUUUUUGUGAUUUCGAACGUGAUUUCGAACCAUUAUUCAUGUUGUGAACAAACAUAAAUCAGACUCCAGCAAUUUAUGUUGUAUGAUUUUGGUUUUGUAAAGUGCAAUUGUCUUUGUACAAAAUGCUCAUAUUUAAUUAUGAACUGCUUUAAAUCACUGUAAAGGUCAGAAGAAAUGUUUGGCUUGUGUGAUGCAACAAUGUAUAUCCCUUUGAAUUCCUGUUGUGGUUUUGGAUUGCAAGGAGCAGCAGCCUAGCCAGGUAGGUGCUCAAGAGGUGCACAAAACUGUAAGGAUAACUUAUUUUAUAUGAAAGCAGAACUGAUGGACAGCUUACCAGGCGUUACGGAGUGUGAAUUGGCUUGGCAAUGGAAAAAUAGAGCAGUGCACGUCCUUCAACAAAUGUAUCUCACUUUCUUGGACACACUCCCACUCUCACAUUGAGUUAAAGGGAGUUGUGAGUUUUACUUCAGUGGGUGUUAAAUCAUGCCCUAUAAAUAGUAUCAUGUUUGUACCUGUACAAAUCUUGAGAUUAGAAUGCCUUGAUUCUUUGCGCCUCUUUUUUUUUUAUUAACCCUUACCUGAAACUACUAAUCACUGAGCACGAACAGGCAGCUUUCUACGUACAGUAGGAGUCUGCAGCAUUUUUACAAUCCUUGUUGGCUGGGUCUGCUGCUGUUAGAAGUAAAAUAUUUUGAAUUCCGUUUUAUCAAUAAAGCUUGAUUUAACAAACAAGAAAUUUAUCUAUAAAUGUGUAAUUCCUUUUUUCCUGCCUUUUAAAAUGUUGGUGCCAUUGUAAAUGGUAUUUUACUUGUGGAAGAAUAUUUUUAUUAAUUGGUAGCCCAUUUUAAAAUGGGAAGUAUUUUGAUUAUUGCCCGAGACAUAGCCAUAUGCUAGAGGAAUAUGUGGGAUUAAUGUUACCCUGUUUUUAACAAGUGUGGGGUUUUUCAGGCUUUUUGUGUUUGGUUUUUUUUUUUCUCCCCACUGAAGAUGUGCAUUGGUUUGAAUUUGCCUACUGUUUGAUAAAAAUAUUUGUCAAAGCCUGACAAUCUUUAACAUUUUAUGGUGUGUGUUUUUAAUUGACCCACUUAUGUAGAAUGAGAGACUAGUGGUUAAACCGUACUUGUGAUUUGAGGUAUAGCAUGUUGACAAUAUUUAACUGUUGGUUGUUUAAAAUUCUAAUUUAAGAUUUUAUGAGAUAAUAAACUAAAUUGAUUUAAGCUUAGCUUUCUCCCAUUGAGCAUAAAAAAAUUAAGUUUUCAAGUCAGUCGUGUUUGCAAAACUGCUGUUUUGUGCACCUUGUAUUGUCUUUUUGGUUGAGACUACUGUAUUGAAUAUGUAGUUUACUCAUUUAGUAGGCAGAUUCCCCAAAAGGAAAACCAGUAAAACAAGUAGAUUGUAACAUUUACUGCAGUUAAACCGAAUCAAAACUUGGUGUAUAAUUACUUUUUGAUAGGAAAAUGUAGUACAAUGCAUUUUGCUAUAUUUGUCUGUCCCUAACUUUGAAAUAUACAUAUUUGUAUAUAUAGCCUUAAAACUAAUGCAGAGUUAGGGAACACUGAACAGUGAAAAAGUAACUUAUAGUGACUUGGAACUAAGUAUAGUAGAUACCAGCAAACUUUUCUUUUAUUGUUCUUGUCUAUGUGGGGUGCUUAAACGUAACUUCAUUGUAUUCAGUUUGUAAUCUGUUCAAGCAUGAAUGAAGAAAACAUAAGCACUAUUUGUAUUUAUAAAUUUAUAGCAAUUUUUGCUUAAAGAACCAGUUCCUUACCCUACCUAUGAAUAAAUGCUUCAAAUGUCUAAUUUUGUUGUAGAGUGCAAAACUAUAAUAAUGUUAAGUUGUAGCUUCACAGGCACCUAAUUAACAAGCGUAUUUAGUAAUACAUGGCAUGUUAGUGCAAAAAGCUAACUUAAUUUAGGACUAGGCAGAUAAAAUUCUGUCCUUUUUCAUAGAGAGUAAAGUUUAGUUUUGGAAACUGCAAAACCUUGAAAUGGACUGGGGAACCUUUGAGUUUUAAAAAGUCAGAAUCAAAACUGUGGUGUGAAAAGCCAUACUUCAUAAUCACUUAAACUGUCUCAGUGACGCAUGAUGUGUUUGAAGCCUCUUCUUAUGAGGUCUCCUAAAGGUUAGAAAGAAAAUAAUUCUGCUGUUGCUACAGGCGAUGGAACUAGGUUUGAGGGUAGCAGAAGAAAGCCCGUUUCAGGCCUUUCUCUCUCCCCCCUAUGUUCAGCAUUUUGAUGAGGUCAGAGCACUGAAUCUAUUAAGUAUGCAUAAACACUGCCAUUUUAGAUACAGGUUUUGAUUACAGUAUAUGUGAAUUGAGUAUAUAAAACAUCCUAGGAAAAAGGCAAGCUAUAGUUUUCACUGCUCUGAAAAGAAAAAGGCACUUUUGCACCUUUGUGUAUCUCCUUCUUGCACCAGAAACUUUUUUUUUUUUUAAUAAAUGCUAAAACAUUAGCACCUCAGGGGCAAGGCAGCAAUCUUAUUUUUAUUUUUAAGUGUUGUGUGCUAUUUAUUUCCCUCUCGGAAAAAGAUUCCUGUGUGACAAAAAUGAAAAUUGUGUGAUGUUAAAAGAUGUAUUUUUAAAUACAUGUUCAAAUAAGAUGGUCCCAAUUUGCUUGUUUUUAAAAGGAAAUGACAUUUGUAAAGCUACUUUGCUUCAUAUGCCGUGUGACUUUGUUUUCUUUCUACUUUUGACGGCUUCACUGGCUUCAGUUUUUGUGAGUUUUGUUGUAGUCAGAUUAAAUGUUUUGCUGAUCGUUCUGGGAGAAUACCUGUACUGCUUUGUAGACAACUGUUUCAAAUAAUCCUCACUAAUUCAGCAUUGAAAUAUGUUCAAGACAGAGGCUUCUAAAAUGUGUUUUAAAGCCAAUCUUGGAUUAACUAAAUGCAGUUACAUUAAGCAGGGUCUUAGAUUUGCAAGGCUUUGUAAAUCUGUUCUAUUGGAAUCCCUGGUACACGCGAUGGGGCGGAAAUCCACAGGUCCUGGCUGAGUUGUGGAGCCUUUUAGCUGGCUUGCUCUUACCUAGCUGGGAAGCAGCGCCACAAAGAUCUUUGUGUGUGGUCAUCAUUCAUUUUAAUCUUCCAGCAAAAGUCAGAAUUGGAGAGAGAAUUUUCAUCUGCCUCUCCUUAAACUGUGCUGGGUCGCAGUAACCCUGGGUUGUGUCAUACCAGCAAGGUCCUCGAUGAUAAUUAAACAGCAGAUGAGUGAUGGUAGCUCUUACCUUGAGAGUUCAUGUAGGUGCUGAAGCAAGUAAUUUCAACUUGUACUUAUGAUAAACUCACUUCAGUGUCCAUUGAAUUGUUUAUUGCAAAGCUGUUUAUUGUUUGUUAUUGUUUAUUACAAAGCAUCUCAACUAUGUAGGUUAAAAUCUGAGACAUUUCGCUCUGUUUAAGAAUUAGAAACUUUAAAAGGCAAUUUAGCAAAGUUAGGGAAUAGUUUUCACUUCAAUCCAGUCUCUGAUAAGAAUUCCAUCUUAAUUUGAUACACUGGAAAAAGAUAGACUUCCCGAUGAAUUUCAUUCUUUAGUAAUUUAUGGACUAAGGAUGUGGUUUCAUGCUGAACAUACAUCAAGACUAAACUACUGUAAAUUUGCCCCACCGCCCUUUUUAUGCCAGCAGCCAUGUGGCUGUGCACUUAGGAGAAAAAAGUAAUCUGUGCUCUUCAGCUGGGUAAGUUGAUGUGCCAGCAUCCCAUAGCUGGAUUUAGGACACGCUCUGGACUGGGAAGACAGGACUGAGAGCAAAGGAAUGGUUACACCACCCAUUCCUUCUGCCGCAGUUUGGGAAACCACACCCUCGGUGCAGAUAAGUGAUUGACCUAUAUAGGGAAUGUCAAAGCCUUUGCAAAUCUUCCUCCACUCUGUACUUAAGACAAACAUUUUGUAUUGGUAAACCUUCUUAAAACUCGAAUCAUGAGACUUUGGUUUUAAUGUCUUGUGUACGAGUUCCAUGCUGACAAACUUACUUUCUGUUUGCUUUCUCUAGAUUUACAUAGCUGUGUCCUGUGGGACAGACAGCGGGGCUGCCACAAUUGGUAUAAUGAUAUGCUUGUUACAGUUUACCCUAUUUCAAGGUACAUCAGGAUUUCAUCAUGCUGAGAUGUUCACCUUCAUCUCUACCUGCACCUUGAAUUGCUUCCAUGCACAAAUGACUUGGUGUAUUUAAAUUUCUUGAUCUUUAAACCUGGCUGUGUCUGUAACAAGCUGACCUUUAGUAAAAUGUUACCCUGGGCAAAUACAAAAUUUUAACCCAAACCUGAUGUACCUUGAAUAGGUUCAGAAAAGGCAAAACUGUAUAGAGCUGUACCUGAGAGUUUAAGGUCCUUUCUGACCUAAACCAUUCUGUGAUUCUAUGAAAUGGAAUUGUUACUCUGUGCCAAGCUUCAUGAGGUGUGAAAAUAAUGUCUCUUAGAUAACUAGUAGAUCCUUGCUCUUGCAGCCACCUGUGUUUGAGACGAAGGAAACCCGAGCCUUUAUAUACCAAUACAGGGUGUAAAGUCUCAGACUGACUGCAUUUUUUAACUCUCGAAGUGGUAGUAAGAGGCUCCACACCUGAAUUUCUAGGAUGCUGUAGUGCAUAAAAUGAAUGUGAUUCCUGCUGUAAGCUGUAAAAAUGGAGUAAAAUUUGAAAGUAACAGUCUGAGACUAAGUACUUUUGACUGACCUGUCAAUGAAAUAUUGGUCAGAGAAUCCAAUUUUUGGAUGAGCUCUUUCAGAGCUGUCUCUGGAGUGCUUGCACAGUCUGCAGGUCUCUGCAGAGCCAGGCCUGCACCUUCUGAACCUCUUCGUAGCCUUAUUUUCAUUGAUAAUGUCACUUUGUAGGUGAGGUUGCCAACACCUGGGCCGUGGCAUUUUUUCACAGAAGUUUAAGAAGCUGUAGGAAAAAAGGUUGCUUUAUUCUAAUGGACCAUUAAAUACUUUCAAGUAGAAAAAAGUAUACCGUAUGCUAAAAGCUGGGUCUACAUCAUGUCCCACUGAAAACUUGUCAGAAAAAUCUAUAAAUAUGUUGACUGUUUACUUAAGUGAAAAAAAAAAAGUCUGGAGCUUUAAUCUCCUGAUUGUGUCAGAGUUGGUGACCUAUAGCUACCUAAGCUCUGUGCAUAUUCCUUGCUUUAUGUCUUUAUUUGAUGUUCCUUUUGAGUAGCAGUAAAGCAUUAUUUUUCCCCUCACGGAGACACCUUUGUAAAAGUCUCUGUUUCCAAGCAAAGAGAACAGGAGUGACAGCAAUGUCUUAGGAAAGUGUUUUGCGCGAAGCUUUAUUUAAACACAGCAACAACAGCAAAACUCCUAACCUUUGCAGCCACAAAAUUUGGGAAAGAGAGCUUAGCUUAAUUUAAAACGCCUUUUAUAGAAUUAAGGAAAUAGUUCUGUUCUGAAAGUGUGAGAACUUCAGCAGAGGAGGGGUGACAGGUCAGGUUUCUAGAGUAUAUCUUGUUUUAUGCCUGGCCAGAUUUUUACACUUAGCUUGUGCUGAUUCCUGCCCAAAGGCUUUUUAAAGUAUCACUAGACAUCUACUUUAUCUUUCCUCCUGCCCCCCAAAAGAAGAAAAAUAGAACCAAUGGUCUUUACUACAUUGUCACCUGCCAUUUAUUUGCAAAGGUGAGUGCUGUGUCAGAUAGUAAAACAUUUUCCUUUAAGAUAACUCUGUCAGCACUUCUCAGCUCGCUCAAUAGCAUUGAGCCAAAACUGAAAUUCAUUUUUGCUUCCAUUAAGUGAACAUCUCAGAAGAGCUGAUGGGAGCAUAGUUUUUUUUACAGCUAAAGGAAACGGAACUCUUGAUACAUAUUGUGAGUAAACCUCCAGAGCUGAAGGAAGUUCUGUUGUGUCUUUGAGAAAUAUCUUUGAGAAAAUGAGGCUGGCAAGUCAUGAAAAAUUACAUACUUUUAUGUAUGUAAUGCCUAUAGAUGACGAUCUUCAGAGUUUAAUUUCACUUGCAUUACUGAAUUCAACCCCAUCUGAGCAAUGGAAAUACUGAAUUUUCACUGUUGGGUUUCCAGGCUGAGGCACAAUAUUUGUGUUUGAGAUACCAAGAAACUGGGAAAAUCAGGCCUGUGCUUAACUCUACAUCCUGCUGGUGUUGAUGGAGUUUCACUUACAGUAUACACAGUUUGCACAUGUAUUGUUGGCGCCUUAACUGCUCCUGUCUUCUUGGAAUGAAAAUGAAACGGAAUCCUUAUUCGGUUUUGGUUUUGAAAAAGUUUCUCAAAGUCAAAGGGACAAAGGUGGUAAUGGUGAAGCAAAAAGUUAGAUUAAUUGGAAAUAACACUUUCAUAAUUCUUUAAACUCCUAAAUCAGCCUUGUUUUCUUUAAAACGUCAGAAGGACACAGUUAAAAAGCUUUGAUCUUUCAUGUAGUAUUUUUACCUUUAAAGAAUAAAUAAAAGAAUGGAACCUAAAGUAAGUUACAUGGGGUAGAAAAACAUAGAGGCCCUAAAACUCUAGAAAUGUGGUGAAUUUAGAUAGCAUUAAUUCAUUUCCAUGUCCAGUGAUAGACCUACUGGAGGGAUCUUUGUUGGUGCUUUUAGGGGAACUUUUUAUUCUUGCCAAGUCUUUGAUACUAGACUGGCAAGUCUGCUGGAGUUUGACAUUCCCAGACUCUUAAUUUGGAAUCUGGGCAUUACACCACAGAGUACACAGUACAGGAGGUGCUGCAGUACCUGUUACCACGCGUUCUGCGGGUGAAAGCCAUGCAGCAGUUUGAUGCUGGAAGUUGGAAUUUCCUAGCGUAAGCUUUAUUGCUGGUGGUGUAAAUCGCAAUGAGUACCAAGAGUUAAGUUGUAUUUAUUAACUUGAUCCAACUGUGGUGCCAGGAAUUCAGCUUUUGGAGUAAGGGCUGAUUUAUGCAGACAUUCUUGGCGAAUUGUGCUUAGUAGUUCAUUACUUGGAAAACUAAAUUACUAGCAGCUAAGGGUUAAUACGAGACAAAAACUUAGGUUGUCCUAGUCAGGGAGCACUAGAUGUUUGAAAACUAUGAGGUUUCAUUUCCAGAACUGGCUGCUUUAUAAAUCUAAGCAGAGAUUUGGGGUUCUAGCAUCUGUCUUGUUACUAAGACCACAUACAAACAUGCUGAAUUAGAGAGUUCUCACUCGUCUUCUCACAGAAUUGACUCCACGUCUUAUCAGAAGAGUCUCAUUCAUAGUGAUAUGCUGUGCCUGUCUUUUUAGAAAAUUCCUGACCUCUUUCUAUCUAUUUUGUGGAAAGUGUAACUUUUUUCAUUGAUAACCUGUAUAAAUGUGUGUUACGAAUGGAGACAUUUAAGCUUGAAAAAGCAUGUUUGCAGAUGACACAGCAUUGUUGUGGGAUUUAUAAAUUUAACAGAGUGAUAUGCAAGAGCAUAGCUAUUUUCCUUAAGUAGAAUGUAUAACAAUAUAUAAUAAAUUAUUCUCCACGUAGUUCACCCACUAUUUACAGUUUUACACAAUUCAGACUGUGUUUACAGAAAGUUCAAUAAAUGUAUAUUUUGUACUAUGUACAGAUUCCUGGUCCCAAAGAAAAUGUGUGAACUUAGUUUCUAACUUAACUUUUGAGAUUGUACUUUUUUUUUUCCAUGUUUUUUUUUGUUUGGAAUCAGCGGAACAAACUGCGUUUUGCCUGUUGGUGGUGGAGGCUUGCGUUGGAGUACAUGGGAAUUGGAAAUAUUUCUAAUCUACAGAAGUGAUUCCACUAAAUAAAACAGGCAAUUACA
Messenger RNA from Cuculus canorus (common cuckoo), 9130 nucleotides. It is a transcript of the gene PPM1A, whose product is annotated as protein phosphatase, Mg2+/Mn2+ dependent 1A. The transcript has 6 exons. Bases 154 to 1311 code for a protein of 385 amino acids. Gene Ontology annotation, molecular function: protein serine/threonine phosphatase activity; magnesium ion binding; manganese ion binding. The record is from RefSeq and is a predicted model, not a curated record. NCBI's taxonomy places the organism in Eukaryota, Metazoa, Chordata, Aves, Cuculiformes, Cuculidae. Gene Ontology annotation, biological process: positive regulation of canonical Wnt signaling pathway; protein dephosphorylation; negative regulation of canonical NF-kappaB signal transduction. Gene Ontology annotation, cellular component: nucleus; cytosol.